AGUGGUUUGCAUGGACUUUGCGUACGAUUUUGUACUUAAUUACCGACGAAAAUCACCUCUGCAGACUAUUUUGACAGUUGGUGGGACAUUUUUGUGUGGUUCUAUGGUGGGAGUGCGUUGAAGGGGGACCUAGACUGAGCGUGCGUCGGGGCUGCCACCAGUUGACCAGCAACGUUGCAAGCGAGGACGAGAGAGACCCGACAGAGUAGUUAGUACACGUACCAGAAGCACUCGGGGAAGCUCAUACAGCACACGCAUACGCAAGAGAGAAGCCGUUGAGAUCGGCCCCCUCGUAACUAAGAAAAAUCGCACUCAUCGUUAUCAAGUAUAUAGGCGGUGUCUGCCAGUGGAAGGAAGUGCGGGGAAAAUACCGGAGGAGCGCCCACCACUCGCCGCCGCUUGAUGUCCGGGUCGUGACGUGAACUAGAGACAAGCCUUCCUAGAUUUUGUUUUUUUUUUGUUGUUGUUUUUGUUUCCGUUUGCUUCACUUUUCGACGAUCGCAACACCCCUGACAACGAGCUUCAGUUGUUCUCUCGUUUGCAUUUCGAGGGAGAAGGGAUAUAUAACGUAGAGAGCAAGAGAUAUAUACAUUUUUUUCCGGUUUGAGGAGUGUGUGUGUGUCUCACUCUCUCUCUCUCAGUCCGUGUGAGUGCGAGUGUGCUGCUAGUUUCGAGUGUGUGCGCGGUUUCGACGAAGGAGGAGAUUUCUUCUUCUUCUACUACUGUCGCCGCUCGGCAAAGAGACAAGCAAAGCACAAGGGAACAGAACAGAGACAGACAGACAGUUUUGGGGGACGUAGUGUGAUCAUCCGUCGUUUGUUUUUUUUUACCGUCUUCGUUUCGCGCGCGUCAAAGUCUGCCGCCGCCGAUACCUAUACAACAAGCGUACAGUUCCCGUCGCCGAGGGCUCAAUCGGAGUCUUUUACCGCUAUUGUUGUUGUUGUUAUUGCUGGUGCAACAUUUCGCGAGAAAUGGCGGCCGAGGAAGGGGCGCGGGAUCGCUACGAUCCGGAACUGAAGUAUCUGUGUGUCGACAGGAAUUUGUACAAUGAUCCGGCGACUCAAGCGGAAUGGACCCAGAAGAGGCUCGUGUGGGUACCCCACGAGAACCAGGGCUUCGUCGCGGCCAGCAUCAAGGGCGAGAUCAACGAUGAGAUCGAGCUGGAGCUGCAGGAGACCGGCAAGAGGGUGCUGGUCGCACGCGACGACAUCCAGAAGAUGAAUCCGCCCAAGUUCGACAAAGUCGAGGACAUGGCCGAACUUACCUGUCUCAACGAGGCCUGCGUCCUGCACAACCUCAAGGACAGAUACUACUCCAGUCUCAUCUACACUUACUCGGGACUCUUCUGCGUUGUCGUGAAUCCCUACAAGAAGUUGCCCAUUUACACAGAGAAGAUCAUGGAGAGAUACAAAGGCAUCAAGCGCCACGAAGUGCCGCCCCAUGUCUUCGCCAUCACCGACACCGCGUACCGCUCCAUGCUCCAAGAGAGGGAAGAUCAAUCAAUCCUGUGCACCGGCGAAUCGGGAGCCGGAAAAACGGAAAACACCAAGAAAGUGAUCCAGUAUUUGGCGUACGUCGCCGCCUCUAAAUCGCCGAAGGGUUCCGGCGCGCACAAAGACCUAAUUAGUCCCACAAGGGAGUUCUCGGGUGGCCUUGAACAACAAUUGCUGCAGGCCAAUCCGAUUCUGGAGGCGUUCGGCAACGCCAAGACCGUAAAGAAUGACAACUCAUCGAGAUUCGGUAAAUUCAUCAGAAUCAACUUCGAUGCUUCCGGUUACAUUGCCGGCGCCAACAUUGAGACUUAUCUAUUGGAAAAGUCACGUGCCAUAAGACAAGCGAAGCAGGAGAGAACGUUCCAUAUUUUCUACCAAUUGCUGGCAGGAGCCUCUGCUGAACAGAAGAAGGAGUUCAUACUGGAGGAAGCGAAAGCAUACCAAUUCUUGCAGGAUGAUAGCCACAUCGUGCCGGGAGUGGACGACUCGCAAGAGUUCCAGAACACCGUGAAGAGCAUGAACAUCAUGGGCAUGACGAACGAGGAUUUCAGCGCCAUAUUUAGGGUGGUGUCUGCUGUGAUGUUGUUCGGGACGAUGCAGUUCCGGCAGGACAGGAAUUCGGAUCAGGCGACGCUGCCCGACAACACUGUAGCCCAGAAGGUGGCCCAUUUGCUCGGCUUAUCGGUCACGGACAUGACGAAGGCUUUCUUGAAGCCACGCAUCAAAGUCGGCCGCGAUUUCGUCAACAAAUCUCAGACGAAAGAGCAGGUCGAGUUUGCUGUGGAGGCUAUCUCGAAAGCCUGUUACGAACGCAUGUUCAGGUGGCUGGUGACGCGCAUCAAUAGAUCACUGGGGCGCACCAAGAGACAGGGAGCCAGCUUUAUCGGCAUCCUCGAUAUCGCUGGUUUCGAGAUCUUCGACCUGAACUCGUUCGAACAGCUGUGCAUCAACUACACCAACGAAAAGUUGCAGCAACUGUUCAACCACACCAUGUUCAUCCUGGAGCAAGAAGAGUACCAACGCGAGGGUAUCGAAUGGACGUUCAUCGAUUUCGGACUGGAUCUGCAGCCGACCAUCGACCUCAUCGACAAACCCAUGGGCAUUAUGGCUCUGCUGGACGAAGAGUGUCUCUUCCCUAAGGCCAACGACAAGACGUUCGUUGACAAACUGGUCAGCGCACACACUACCCAUCCCAAGUUUAAAAAGAGCGACUUCCGUGGCGUUGCCGACUUCUCCAUCAUUCACUAUGCCGGCAAAGUAGAUUACUCUGCCGAGCAGUGGCUGAUGAAGAAUAUGGACCCGCAAAACGAGAACGUCGUCACUUUACUGCAGGCAUCGCAGGAUCCUUUCGUCGUCCACAUCUGGAAGGAUGCAGAGAGUCUUGGUCGCGCCAAGGGCAUGUUCCGAACUGUCUCCUACCUCUACAAGGAGCAAUUGGCCAAUCUGAUGGUCACUCUGAGAAACACAAAUCCGAACUUCGUGCGUUGCAUCAUCCCGAACCACGAGAAGCGCGCCGGCAAGAUCGACGCUCCUCUGAUCCUCGAUCAGCUGCGAUGCAACGGUGUCCUCGAGGGCAUCCGUAUCUGUCGCCAAGGUUUCCCCAACAGGAUUCCCUUCCAGGAGUUCCGCCAACGUUACGAACUUUUGACGCCGAAUGUGAUCAACAAAGGUUUCAUGGACGGCAAGAAAGCAUGCGAGACGAUGAUCAAGACCUUGGAGUUGGACAAGAACCUCUUCCGUAUCGGACAAAGCAAGAUCUUUUUCCGCGCUGGUGUUUUGGCACAUUUGGAAGAAGAGAGAGACUACAAGAUCACCGAUCUGAUAGUCAACUUCCAGGCGUUCUGCCGUGGCCAUCUAUCGCGCAGAAACUACCAAAAACGGGUGCAGCAGUUGAACGCAAUCCGCAUUAUUCAGCGCAAUUGCUCCGCGUAUCUCAAGUUACGUAACUGGCAAUGGUGGAGGUUAUACACUAAAGUUAAACCUCUGCUGGAAGUGACUAAACAGGAGGAGAAGCUGAUGCAGAAGGAGGACGAGUUGAAGCAGGCCAAGGAUAAGUUGGAUAUGCAUGUGAAGUCUGCACAGGAAUUCGAGAGGAAGUUCCAAUCGGCCGUCGAAGAGAAGAUGAUCCUUGCGGAGCAGUUGCAAGCUGAGGUGGAAUUGUGCGCCGAAGCGGAAGAAAACCGUGCUAGAUUGACGGCUCGCAAGCAGGAACUCGAAGAGAUCCUGCAUGAUUUAGAGGCACGCGUCGAAGAGGAGGAGGAGCGUGCGAAUACGCUGAACAAUGACAAGAAGAAAUUGCAGAUCAACAUACAGGAUCUGGAGGAUCAGCUGGAAGAGGAGGAAGCGGCCAGGCAAAAGCUGCAAUUGGAGAAGGUGCAAUUGGAUGCGAAGAUUAAGAAAUACGAGGAGGAUUUGGCGAUGACCGACGACACUAAUCAAAAGUUGCUGAAGGAAAAGAAGAUUCUCGAAGAGCGCAGCGCCGACUUAUCGCAAACCCUGGCAGAGGAAGAGGAGAAGGCCAAGCAUUUAGCUAAGCUCAAGUCGAAGCACGAGGCGACGAUUGCCGAGUUGGAGGAGCGUCUGCUGAAGGACCACCAGCAGCGCCAGGAGUCGGAUCGUUCCAAGCGUAAAGUUGAAUCCGAAGUUAACGACCUCAAGGAGCAACUGCAGGAGAAGCGUACGCAGCUUGAGGAGUUGCAGCUGCAGAUGGGCAAGAGGGAGGAAGAAUUGGCACAGGCGAUGGUGCGCGUCGACGAGGAGGGUGCAGGAAAGGCUGCCUCGCAGAAGGCCCUCCGUGAAUUGGAGAGUCAACUUACCGAGCUGCAAGAAGAUUUGGAGGCCGAGAAGGCAGCUCGCGGGAAAGCCGAGCGACAGAAGCGCGACCUCAACGAAGAACUGGAAGCGCUCAAGAACGAGCUGCUCGAUUCGUUGGACACGACUGCUGCGCAGCAGGAAUUACGUUCGAAACGCGAACAAGAAUUAGCUACGCUGAAGAAGAGUCUCGAGGAUGACACGCAACAGCACGAAGUGGCCGUGUCCGAUUUGAGACACAAGCAUACGCAAGAGCUGUCAGCCAUCAACGAGCAGCUCGAGAACCUGAAGAAGUCCAAGGCCGCUCUUGAAAAGUCCAAGCAAAGUUUGGAGGCUGACAACGCCGAUUUGGCCACCGAGUUGAGAACGGUCGGAGCGAGCAGACAAGAAGGCGACCGCAGACGCAAGCAGGCCGAGAGCCAACUCACCGAACUUCAGGCGAAACUUUCCGAGGUGGAAAGAUCCCGCAAUGAUCUCCAAGAGAAGGCGCAGAAGUUGCAAUCCGAAGCCGACAGCAUUGCCCAACAACUCGAAGAGGCCGAACUUAAGGCUUCCGCCGCAACCAAGAGUCAGGUGACCAUGGAAUCGCAAUUUGCUGAGGCUCAGGCUGCUCUGGAGGCAGAAACGAAACAAAAGCUAGCGCUGAGCUCGCGUCUGCGUCAGCUGGAAGCGGAGAAGGAGACGUUGAAGGAUCAGUUGGACGAGGAGGAGGAGUCCAAGCACAAUAUCGAGAAGCAGCUCGCUACGUUGACCCAGCAAUUGAUCGAGGCCAAGAAGAAGGCGGACGAGGAGUCCGAACAAUCCGCGGUGCUAGAGGAGAGCAAGAAGAAGCUCGCCAAGGACCUUGAGGCGCUGCAGCGACAGGUCGAGGAGUUGACGGCCGCCAAUGAUAAGCUGGAGAAGAGCAAGAAGAAGAUCGCAGCCGAACUGGAGGAUGCCAACAUCGAGCUGGAGGCGCAGCGCUCCAAGGUCAUCGAGCUGGAGAAGAAACAGAAGAACUUCGACAAGACGCUUGCAGAGGAAAAGGCUAUCGCCGAACGCAACGCUGCAGAACGCGACGGCGCGGAACGUGAGGCCAGGGAGAAGGAGACCCGUGUUCUUUCGCUCAGCAGAGAGCUGGACGAGUCUUCGGAGAAAAUUGAAGAACUGGAGCGCGUGAAACGUCAGCUGCAAUCCGAAUUGGACGAACUCGCCAACAACCAGGGCACCGCCGAUAAGAACGUGCACGAGCUGGAGAAGGCCAAACGGUCGCUGGAAUCGCAGCUUGCAGAACUGAAGGCCCAGAACGAGGAGCUCGAAGAUGAGCUGCAGUUGACGGAGGACGCCAAACUGCGUCUGGAGGUGAACAUGCAAGCACUCAAGUCGCAGUUUGAUCGCGAUUUCCAAGCAAAGGAAGAGCAGGCCGAGGAGAAGAGACGAGGAAUCGUGAAGCAGCUGCGUGAUCUGGAAGCGGAGUUGGACGAAGAAAGGAAACAGAGGAGCGCAGCCGUAGCCUCCAAGAAGAAGCUGGAGGGCGAUCUCAAGGAGAUGGAGUCACAGGUGGAGUUGCAGUGCAAGGUCAAGGAGGACGCACUGAAACAGCUGAAAAAGUCGCAGCAACAGUGCAAGGAAGCGACCAGAGAUGCCGAAGAAGCGAGAGCGGCCAGGGAUGAACUUGCCGCUUCGAGCAAGGAUGCCGAAAGGAAAGUGAAGACACUUGAGGCCGAUUUGAUGCAAGCCAACGAAGAUCUGGCGAGCUCGGAGAGAGCCAAGAGAGCCGCCGAGACCGAGCGCGACGAACUGCUGGAGGAGAUGAAUACGAACGGCAACAAGGCGACUUUGCUGACCGACGAAAAGCGUCGUCUGGAAGCCAGGAUAGCCUCGCUGGAGGAGGAAUUGGAAGAGGAGCAGACGAGUAACGAGAUUCUCGCCGACCGCGCUCGCAAAGCGCAGAUGACCGUCGAUCAGCUGACCGCCGAAUUGGCCAACGAAAGAUCUGCAUCGCAGAAGAACGAAUCCGGUCGUCUCCUGUUGGAGAGACAGAACAAGGAGCUGCGAGCGAAGCUGGCUGAGCUUGAGACCGCGCAACGCACCAAGACCAAGGCCACCAUCACCGCCCUCGAGAGUAAAAUCACCAACUUGGAAGAGCAACUGGAGGUGGAGGCGAAGGAACGCUACGCCCAACAGAAGACCAACCGUAAGCUGGACAAGAAGCUGAAGGAGCUGGUGAUGCAGCUGGAGGACGAGAGGAGGCACGCCGACCAGUACAAGGAACAGCUGGAGAAGGUGAACGCCCGCCAAAAGAUAGUGAAGCGACAGCUGGAGGAAGCCGAGGAGGAGCUGAGCAGAGAGAAGGCGCAGAAGAGGAAAUUCCAGAGAGAAUGCGAGGAUAUGUACGAAGCGCACGACUCGCUCUCGCGCGAAGUCAGCAACCUCAAGAGCAAACUCAGGCGCACCGUCGGCAUGGGUUUGUCAUCCACGCGUUUGGCCUCCUCGAAGAGGGGCUCGUCGAUUUCUGCUGGAGGCGGCAACUGCUCCGGAGAUGAUUCCGCCCAAGACGAGAGCAUCGACGGAGAGGACGCCCAAAAUUGAGGCCGUACGACCACCACCACCACCAAUAACAACAAUAACAGCCUCAACGACGCCCACCGUAGAUAGCCUGUCCCGCCCCCCCUCAAUAACAUAACUAUGGAGAUCUAACGCCCCUUACCAAACCCCCCUCCGACCACCGCCCCUGCGCCAACGCAUGACUCUCCCAUCCCCAAACCCUCCGCCCCCCCCACUUUCUUAAUACAUAAUAAUAUUAUGUUUUUUUUAUAUAUAUAUAUAAUUAGUAACUAUGACUACUACUACUACUUAAUACCCCCUACGUGUAUAUAUUAUAAUCGAUUUACUAUUUUUGUUACGAUUGAAGAAGGGAUAUGACAAAAGAAGUAAGAAACUGCAAAAAAAAUUGUAUUAACCAACAGCGAACGAGUAAUCAAUGAGUGACUUACAAGUCUUAUAGUGUACUUAGAUGUGUCUUUUUUUAUAUAUAUAAAUGUACAUGUGUAUCGGGAAGAACACAGGCAACGAGAAGAGAAUUGUUAUCACAAUUGUGAAACAAAUGAAGGAAAAAGAGAAAACAAAAACUACUUUUUAAUAUUAUUAUAUAUAAAUAAGAAUAAC
This is a messenger RNA of Nicrophorus vespilloides, 7451 nucleotides long. It is a transcript of the gene zip, whose product is annotated as myosin heavy chain, non-muscle. NCBI's taxonomy places the organism in Eukaryota, Metazoa, Arthropoda, Insecta, Coleoptera, Silphidae. Gene Ontology annotation, molecular function: ATP binding; cytoskeletal motor activity; actin filament binding. Bases 972 to 6875 code for a protein of 1967 amino acids. Gene Ontology annotation, cellular component: myosin complex. The transcript is spliced from 12 exons. The record is from RefSeq and is a predicted model, not a curated record.